AUGCCAGGAACUAUGACUGAAAAUGAAAAUCUUUUAAGUCUUAUUUCAAUUGAAGUACUUAUAAGUCAAGUUCAUAUUAAUCUUAAUAUUGAAUGUCAUUUACCAUGUAUAGUUUUUCGUUUACUUGAUUAUCCAGCUGUAUCAAUACCUUAUUUUGAUCAAUGGCAAAUUGAUGAAUUUCAUAAUUUAAAACGUGAUUAUCCAAAUUUAUCAUGGUGUCAAUUACUUUCAGAUCAAUUUUAUGAACUUCGUAGUGCUAAUGGAAAAUUUAAUUUUAAACGUGGAAAAUCAUGUUUAUUUAAAAUUUAUUUUAAAACAUUAUAUACACAUUUAUUAAAUGUUCCACUUUUUCUUUUACUUAUUGAUCAAAUUAAUGAUAAAGGUAUAAAUAAUAAUACAACACAAUUUAUUGGUAGUUGUAAUAUUAAAUUAAAUGAAUUAAUUGAAAUAUUAAAUCAAUCAAUUAUUAAAAAUGGUUAUGAUGUACCACUUGUUGAACAACAAACAUUUCAUUGUACACUUUUUAAUUUAAUGGGAACAUCUAUUGGUACUUGUGAUGUUGCUAUUCGUUUUUGUCAUUAUGGUACAACAAUUUUAACACAUUUACCUAUGCUUGAUGAUGAAGUUGUCGUAAAAAAAACAGAUAAAAAAGUUCCGACUGCAACUAAAGAACAAGUUACUGAAUCAUUAGUACCACCACCACCACCACCACCAUCGACAGAUACAAUUGUUAAACAUAUUCAUUUUGUUAAUGAAAAGAAAGAUGUUGGUUUACAAUUAUCACGUAGUGAUCUUCCAUCAUCAUCAAAUAAUAAUAAAUCGGCUCAAACACGUUGGACAAGUACAAAAUCUCAUCCAACUGGAUAUUAUCAUUCUAAAGGUCGAUAUUUACGUACAAUUGAAGAUCCAUCACUUGAUGAUCCAUUAAUUUCUUCUUAUCAACCACCACCACUUUAUUUUAAUUCAAAUUCUGAUUUUCUUCAAAUGAUGACACCAAUAAAUGCUAAAUAUAUAGAUGAAGCAAAAGAAAAUCGUUUAUCUUAUCUUGCAUCAAUUCCUAUUGAUAGUUUUCAUGAUGAAUUUGAUGUUGAUGAUAAAAAUGAAGAUAUUAAUAAUAAACAACAACAACAACAACAACGAAAAUCAAAAUCUACACAUAAUGUUCGUUUUAAUUUAUCAUCAUCAUCAUCACCACCACCAUCAGUAGUUAUUCCUCAAACAAAACAAAUACCAAAAAAACAAUUAUUAACAAAAGAUUUUCUACAUAAUUUUCCACUUCUUCGUGCAUUAGUUGAAGAAGCUUUAACUUUACAAGAACAUCAACAAAAUUUACCUAUAUUAAUUCAACGAUCACAUUCAGCUGAACAAAAACGACAAGUAAAAUUAAAACAAACUUCAAUACGACCUAAAUCAACAACAAAUAUUCGUUCUAUUCGAACAAAAUCUGUUAUUGUAACAAGAAAUAUUAAAAAUACUAAUCGACUUUAUCCACCAUCAUCCGAUAAUAGAAGACAAAUGAUAGUUACAAAAACUGAUGUACGAAAUUUAGUUGAUCGUCUCUCUAAACCAAAAUUUAAUAAACGAAUUGAACGAGAAAUUGCUUUAGCUGAACAAAUGACAACUAUUGAAGAAACUAUUCCUACUCCACGUCUUCCACCAAAAUCAACAUCUGUUCAACCGAUCUCUACGUAUAAAAAUAUAAUCAUACAAAAACCACCAUUUUCUUAUGGUACAACACGUGCUCAUCGAUUAUAUACGGAAUUUUCUCGAGCUCGUCGUGCUGCAUAUGAAAGUCAAACAGAUACACGAUCAAAAUCUCCAAUAUCACCACGAAAAGAAUUAACAUCAAAUGAUCGUAUUCUUCCACCAUCACCUCAAUUACUUAAUACGGGCACACUUUCACAUUUUUCUCUACUUAAUAAAGUUGAUAUUGAUAGUGCAACUAUAGAUAGAAAUAGUAUGCAACCAUCAUCAUUAGAAAAAAUACAAGAAAAACCUGAUCCAACUAUGAAAUCAUCAUCAACAACAAGUCAAGAUGCAUCAAAAGAAUUAAGUCGAUCAUCAUCAUCAUCAUCAUCAUCAUCACCACCAUCACCAUCACCAUCAUCUGAACCAACAAUAUCUCAACGAAAACAAGAAAAUAAUGAAAAAAAUGAUUUAGGAUUUUCAAUUACUGAUGUUACUGAUUAUUUUACUGAUGGUGGUAAUGACUCGAGUACUCGACCAUCAACACAACAAUCUACAUGA
Molecule: messenger RNA, 2247 nt
Organism: Rotaria sordida
Lineage: Eukaryota; Metazoa; Rotifera; Eurotatoria; Philodinida; Philodinidae
Source: the annotation of a GenBank genome assembly